Molecule: messenger RNA, 3555 nt
Organism: Acanthaster planci (crown-of-thorns starfish)
Lineage: Eukaryota; Metazoa; Echinodermata; Asteroidea; Valvatida; Acanthasteridae
Product: coadhesin-like
Molecular function (GO): protein binding
Source: RefSeq, a predicted model, not a curated record
UGUUGAAGGAGGCAUUUUUAUGUGUGAUUUUAACCCGGACGUCAGUCUCUGUGUGGAUGACAAUCACAUCCAAUUUAAGACGAGAGAGUCAGCUACAUUUAAGUGCUCAGGACUAAAUCUGAUUCUGCUUCGGUUACCCUAAGAUGGAAACAAGGAACGGACUUUCGCUGAUCUUAUUGAUAUUUGCUGCUAUGGUGGACGAAGCCUACCAGGACUGCGCUGCUGGGGCAUUCGACGAGACGUUCUCCAGGUUUAAAGUGACCGACGUCCUCUCGUCAACGGGGAACGAGCGGACCGUCACAUUUGGGUGUCGGUUCGGCUACCACUACGAGGACGAAGAUCCAACUCAGCCGAACUUUCUGCUGUCCCAGGAAACACUGCACUGCGCCAAUGGGGAAUGGGACGGUUUCCCCAGAAAAUGCUCGGCGAGUUACUAUACUUUACUGGAAGCUUUGGAUCACUUAGAUUACCGCAAUGAGUCGGCCUGGGAAGGGGAAAAACUCGAGAUUGAUUUUUUCAUAAAAAGCCCCAGCUUCAUCACAGAGGGACCCUUCGUGUACAAGGCUAAUGGAGACGAAGUGCCUAACGCUGAAAUGUCUGGCUUCUUGCGUCAAGACCGGGGAGUGUACUCGAGAUACGUCAGAUGGACGGCUUAUCUGACCAAAGAGGACACUGGCUACUACUACUAUCAUGAUAAGGAGGUUGCUUACUAUGAUAGACAGUUACGGCAAAUUGUGUCUUCCCCUCGAUAUGAAUAUUUCUACAUUGAAGUUUCUGGACCUCAAGAUGGCGAGUGGGGCGAGUGGACUCCGUGGGGAGACUGCACCUCGACGUGUGGAGUGAGUACUCGGUACCGCGAAAGGGCCUGUGACAAUCCUCCACCCUUGAACGGGGGUGCAGACUGCCCGGGUCCCGCUAAUAUGACCGAGGCGUGCCCGGUGGACCUGUGCCCGGUCCACGGCGGCUGGUCCGGGUGGGGCGCGUGGUCCGAGUGCUCAGUGACCUGUGGCGGUGGAAGCAUAACCCGCAGCAGAGCAUGCGACGAUCCUGCUCCCUCCUGGGGUGGGGAUGACUGCCCAGGGGAGGCAGAGGAGACGGAAGUUUGCAGCCCCGAUCCUUGUCCCGUUGAUGGUAACUGGGCCCCGUGGUCGACCUGGUCCGCUUGCAGUCGCACCUGCGGGGGUGGCACCACGGGCCGUGUGCGCACCUGCACCGACCCCGCCCCGGAGCAUGGCGGGUCUGACUGCGCUGGAGAGGACGCUGAGUUCACGGACUGCGGAGACGCCGCCUGCAGAACCGACGGCAACUGGGCCCAGUGGACAGAAUGGUCGCCAUGCUCGAAGACGUGCGGCUUUGGUAUCAAGACCAGAGAGCGCACCUGCAGCGACCCACCGCCUACCAAUGGGGGUGAUGACUGCCCCGGGGUGGGGAUACCGGACAACUACUUCCAGCAGGAGGAUUGUAUGGAUGUUUACGACUGCCCAGUGCACGGUAACUGGACCGAAUGGUCGGCAUGGGGUAACUGUACCUUGGCCUGCGGUGGGGGUGAGAUCGUAAGGAGCCGUAACUGCACCAAUCCCGUGCCGGCAUUUGGCGGCCGUUCCUGUGAAGGGAACGCAACGGAGGUCAUUCCCGACUGCAACCCGGAGCCUUGUGGCGUCGACGGCGCCUGGUCCGGCUGGUCUAACUGGACGUCAUGCACUAAGACGUGCGGGGGUGGUACCAUGUUCAGGAAUCGAACUUGCACCGAGCCGCCCCCGACGCACGGCGGGCUGGACUGCGAGGGAACCAGCGGUGACGCUAUGGCCUGUCACACCGAACGCUGCUUGGAUGGCGCUUGGACCCAGUGGUCACCGUGGUCGGUGUGCUCCCGGAGCUGCCGCGGUGGUGUUCAGGCCCGGUCUCGAUCCUGUACCGACCCCCGGCCGGGCCCAGGCGGCAGUGAUUGUCCCGACAGCAGCGACCCCAGGAGCUACAGUCAGUGGCAGAGGUGCAACGAGCAGCCAUGCCCAAUCCACGGUUUGUGGUCUAGCUGGUCAUCUUGGUCGGCGUGCCCUGUGACUUGUGGAGGAAGCUACCGUGUGUCCGUCAGGAAUUGCUCCCAGCCUGAGCCGCAGUGGGGCGGUAGGCAGUGCCCCGGGAAUGCAGUCAAGACGUGGCGCUGUAAAACUAUGGCCUGUCCUUUGUUUGGAGCACCAGAGGGCGUCGUUCUAAUCCCAAGUGACACAAAUGUCACCGUCGUUUGGAGUUUGCCAUUGGAAUACGAGUGGCCAUUACUCUAUUACAACGUACACUACAGAAAAAGACUAACUGGAAACGAAAGUCUCAGCACGGUCCUCCAUUCCAAAUCGGGCGUCCACCCUUACCGGAUAUACAACCUGACGUCGUUCAGGACGUUGCCGACCAAAGACAACAUCACAUUCUCCAUGACCGUGCGCGGGCUGUCGGCUUUCACCGACUACGAGCUGUGCCUGACGGCGACGUAUGGGCAUCACGCGGCCAUGAGCGGUCACAGUCAGGUCCUGGUCGUGAGGACUCUCAAACAUGCUUUCCCUGCUCCACCCAAUCCGGUAAUCAUCGAAUACGGCAAUUACGCCAUAGAGCGGGAAUACAAGGUGCUGAUUCGCUGGUCGGCCGUCACGUGGUCUAACUUCACCGCGCCCACAAUGUACCACGUGAUGAUCAGAGACAUCAAGAUGACCAUUGAUAAGCCUUGGAUUGUACUUGCCAAAGUUCCCACACAAAUCACAGGACAUCUGUUACGUGAUAGUUCAAGGUUCAACCUCCAUGACAACGUGUACAUUGUGCAAGUUGUGGCCAGUAACCAACACGGUAGCAGUCUACCAGCCGUGUGCAGGGAACUUGUGGAUUACUUAGCAGUGUUACGUGACGAAGAAUGAAUGAUUCAGAGUAUGCCAAAUCGAAGAAUUUGGACGAAGUAUUCCAGAAUGGGCCCGAGGCUCGCAAGCCUACUUGGAUACUACCAUCCAAAGCUGAUGAACCCAGCUCAUUUAUUUUAAACACGCCUUUUCCCGCUCUGUACACCCACAGGCCACACAUUGCUCCCAAAACACGUUGCUUUCACAAAGCUACCCACCUCUAGUUUGUUCCGUUUUCGUGUCUUUCCUGUAUCUGCACUCGGCGAUACUUCCCCCAAAUGACCAAACUAGACCAGCGAUUGGUCGACAACAUCGAAUGCCCCAACACACUCCAAACAGCAGAUGAACGCAAGCGUACGGGGUGCCUUUAAAAGCGCCGUAUCGAGGAGAGGGAAUUUUUUAAAUUGCGCCCUCUUCGGUUAGCUGCUCCCGGUUUAUGGGGGACACAAAACCCAAACAUAACACAUUAGGACCACAUUUAAGGCAGAAUUUAACUAUUUAUUAGCCAUUUUGUUCUUGGAUAGAAAGCUUCUCCCCUAAAUCCAAACAAGGUUAGUUGCAUAUAUUGACUGCUUUGUAAGUCACCGUAAGAUAUUUUUAGAACUGUCAUUUUGAGCAAUAUAAGUACAUGUAUCUACCAUGCUUAGCAUGAAAUAAAACAAAACUGGCGAAAAGA